Molecule: messenger RNA, 1172 nt
Organism: Enterobius vermicularis (human pinworm)
Lineage: Eukaryota; Metazoa; Nematoda; Chromadorea; Rhabditida; Oxyuridae
Source: the annotation of a GenBank genome assembly
CUGCUUGCAGCUGUUAUUAUUGAAAAUUUUUCUCUGUUUUACUCCAGUGAAGAGGAUGCUUUGUUGAGUUAUGCUGACAUUAGAAAUUUUCAACAAGUAUGGAAUAUGAUCGAUAUCGAGCAGAAGCGAACUAUUCCUGUCAGAAGGGUGAAGUUUCUUCUCCGGCUGUUGAAGGGACGUCUUGAAGUAGACCCUAAUAAAGAUCGCCUUUUAUUCAAACAUAUGUGUCAUGAAAUGUAUCGUCUGCACAAUGGAGACGAUAUAUCUUUCCACGAUAUACUUAAUAUGUUAUCCUAUCGAAGCGUCGACAUUCGAAAGUCACUACAACUUGAGGAGCUUUUACAGCGAGAAGAACUUGAAUAUAUAAUUGAAGAAGAGGUUGCUAAACAGACAAUCCGUUCUUGGCUUGAGGGUUGUCUGCGGAGGAUAAAAGCACAGCAGAAUACUCAGCUUUGUUUCAACCAGCAGUUGGCAACUCCGUUAUCGAUCCAGACAAAUCAGUUACCUAUUGGUUUGAGGGAAACAACAGAAAAAAUCACUGAUGUCUUAGAACCUGAGGCAGAAGAAAAUAUUAAAAAAAAAUACCCUAAAAAGUCACACAGAAGUAGUAUUCCUGAGCUCGUUGGGGAAGCCAAAAAGUUCAUAUUCAGUGGAGGAAGUAUAACAAAGCAAAAAACUUCAUCGUCUGAACGACUACACCAGAUAAAUGAUCGUAGUAUAAAAUCUGCUUCCUGUGGGGAGAAGUCACCUUCAAGCCUAACUGGUCGUAACGAAAAGCGAGCUUCAGUAAUGCAGAAAUGUCUCUUUUGGAAAGCAGAUUUUAAAUGUGUUCUAAAAUCUUUGAAAGUAAGUGGAGUAAAUGUAAAAAAACUGAAACUGCAUUUUCAGACAUCUGAAUUACCAAAUCUAGAAGAGUACAGUGAGGACAGUCCGGAAGCUACAAGUGGUGACAAUCGUCGCCAUUCUACUGAGGGCACCGUUCCAGCUGGGAAAGGGUCAAGCUAUAAUAUACCUGUCACUUUGAGCACUCCGUCAUUCAGUGGUAUGACCGGAGAUUUAGACCGAACUUUUGACGUUAAAGAAUGGUGGUCGAGUCUAGAAAAGAAUACAGACGGACUAUGCAUGUUUGAUCUCAUUCUUUAUCGUAUUCCACUUAUGAUACGAGGUUAAAU